CAAAUCAAGGAACAAAAAUCUUAACUUGACUGGUAAAAGAAAAAAAAAACAAAAGGAUUAGAAAGGGCUUAAACUUAAAAAGCACCAAACAUGGGGUACUCUAGUACUACUAGUACUAUUACUCCUAGGCCAACGGCUAGGAUUUUCCUCUAUAAAUUGUGUAUGGUUGGUCAUCACAUGUGAAAGCACUCUCUCAUCACAAACACACAAAACAAAAACAUAUUUAAGGCAUGUGAACUAGACACGGAUAUAGUUGAGCACAGAACCUUGGCUACUGACCUCAUUGCUCUGUUCUCCUUGUGACCAUCACAUUAUUAUUAUUAUAAUUAUUGGGGUUCCCAUUUCUGAGCCUCAAUUAACUCAGGCCUCAGCUGUUUACGUCUUACUUUCACUCUUGCUGAUCAAUCGUCAGAGGAGCAAUAGUAUUUUUGGUACUAUUUACUCCUAUGAAGAUGAGAUUGAUCCUUGUUCUCUUCUUAUUCAAUAUAUGUCCCUUUUUAGUUGUUGCUUCAUUGGCAGAUGGGCCUUUGUAUGAUUUUACGGCUUACACUGAGUGUAAAGUGAAGCCAGAGAGGCCACUCUACAAUGGGGGUAUUCUUAAUAAAGAGAAGCCUAGGGCUGUUGGGGAAUAUGGAAGUGAUGAUGGUUUCUAUUCACCUGCGUUCAUACUUCGCAACCUAACUCAAUCCACCAUUUACUGCUUCUCCAGUUGGGUUAAGAUAGAAGGUGAGGGAUCAGCUCUGAUAAGGGCAAAUUUAAAAACAGAAGAUGAGACCUAUAAUUGUGUAGGGACUGUUUUGGCUAAGCGUGGAUGUUGGUCUUUUCUUAAGGGUGGAUUUGUCCUUGAAACACCCUCCAAUUUAUCAAUAUUAUAUUUUCAGAGCUCGGAUGAUAUAGAUGUUGGUAUUAACAUUGCAAGCUCUUCACUGCAACCAUUUUCCAAUGAACAAUGGAGAAUAAAUCAACAAUAUAUAGUCAAUUAUAAAAGGAAACGUGCUGUGACAGUCCAUGUCUCUAAUGAAAAUGGAGAAAGGUUACAAGGAGCCACAAUUUUGAUAGAGCAAGUGGCUAAGGAUUUCCCAUUUGGGUCUGCCAUAGCAAAAACCAUCUUAGGAAAUUUCCCAUAUCAGAAAUGGUUUGCCAAACGAUUCAAUGCUGCAGUUUUUGAAAAUGAACUGAAAUGGUAUGCAACAGAACCUGAACAAGGCCAAGUUAACUAUACCAUAGCAGAUCAAAUGUUGGAGUUCAUUCGAGCUAAUCAAAUUAUAGCAAGAGGUCAUAAUAUAUUUUGGGAAGACCCCAAGUACACACCACCUUGGGUUAGAAAUCUCACGGGUUCAGACCUUAAAUCAGCUGUGGAGUUUAGAAUUCAAAGCCUAUUGAGCAAAUAUAAGGAUGAGUUCAUUCAUUGGGAUGUUAGCAAUGAAAUGCUUCACUUUGAUUUCUAUGAAAAAAGGCUUGGCCCUGACGCCACGCUAAGUUUCUAUGAAUCUGCACACAAAUACGACCCAUUGGCAACCUUAUUCAUGAAUGAAUUCAACGUAGUUGAGACUUGCAGUGAUGUGAACUCCACCGUUGAUACAUUUAUUUCAAGGUUGAUAGAACUCAAAAAAGGUGGAGUUUUCAUGGAUGGAAUUGGUCUAGAGGGACAUUUUACAGUACCCAAUCCUCCACUUAUGAGAGGUAUACUAGAUAAGUUGGCCACACUAGGAAUUCCCAUUUGGCUAACAGAAGUAGAUAUCAGUAAAACCCUCGAUAAAACAUCUCAGGCUAUUUACUUAGAACAAGUUUUAAGAGAAGGCUUUUCACAUCCUUCUGUUAAUGGUAUAAUGCUUUGGACUGCUCUUCAUCCUAACGGGUGCUACCAAAUGUGCCUGACAGACAACAAUCUCCAAAAUCUCCCAGCUGGUGAUGUAGUUGAUAAGCUUUUGAAAGAAUGGCAAACAUUGGAGUUAGAGGGUGUGAGUGAUAAUCAUGGAUCAUAUAGUUUCUAUGGGUUUCUAGGUGAGUACAAGGUCAAUGUCAAGUAUCAAAAUAGAGCUGUAACUUCCACUUUCUCACUCUCUCAAGGUGAAGAAACUAAACACUUUAGCAUUCAGCUCUAAUUAUCUUAUACAAUCCCACAUAUUUUCAAUUUAUCCUUUCAAAAAAACUUAGGAAUUAAUUUACUCUAAAAAUUUGCUUAAGUGCAUAGCCAAUAAUUAAUGAUUCAAAGUUUGCAUUAUCUUAUUUAGAAGUUAGGUUUAGUAUUUUUAUAGAAUAAUUGUUAUGAAUAGUUGAAAGAAAAAGUAUUGUAGAUAUUGGUCCACAUUUUUGCAUAACUUUUUGCCUAUGCCAUGAUAUCACUCUUCUCCUUCUAUGGUCUUGGUCUUAAUUUUAUGAGCUUGCUUAACACUCAUCUGUUCGUGUAAACUUCAAUUGUUUAUAAAUUAUUAAAGUUAUUAUUAGUAA
Molecule: messenger RNA, 2451 nt
Organism: Cannabis sativa
Lineage: Eukaryota; Viridiplantae; Streptophyta; Magnoliopsida; Rosales; Cannabaceae
Product: endo-1,4-beta-xylanase 5-like
Exons: 8
Coding region: 447-2105 (552 amino acids)
Biological process (GO): carbohydrate metabolic process
Molecular function (GO): hydrolase activity, hydrolyzing O-glycosyl compounds
Source: RefSeq, a predicted model, not a curated record